UUUUUAAUAUUUAGCUUCACUCUCCUGAAUAACAAAAAUUAGGCAGUAAGCAGUGAGCUAUGUAACAUUACGCUAAAGCUUAUUUUUUGUCCUUUAAGAGCCACAAUGCAUAUACUACUUGGAACAAAGCAGCCGUUAAAAAACAAUUCAUUUUUUGAACCAAACGCAGAAUGAAACAUGAUCAAAUUGCAUGUUUUUGGAGUAUAAAAAAUCUCUGUACUCCAUUUUUAAUGCGGAUUCUCAUCAUUUUACCUCUUGAUUCAUGUCUUAACUCAUUUUCGACGACUCUAUUGAUCUUUCUGCGGUUUAACCAACUUUGUUUUGUUGACGCAUUCAAAGACAUAAACUCGUUUGGAGCAUAAACUCAUCAGAAUUAGUUUUUUGAGUUAUUAAAAAGCGUUUAUUGUGAAUUUAACUUGCACACAAACGUAUGCAAAAAUAAAAUUUAAAGAAACGCUUUUGAAACUGAUAUUAUGUACAGUAUAAUUCUGUUUCUGUACAAAUUUAACGUUGAUUUUUUUAUUUGAUUGAUUUUUGCCGAACGUUGCAAAGUUAGUCCAUUUUCACUACACAAGCUCCUGAACUCUAAUUACCCAUAGUUGGCUAAUCUGAUGGAGCUGAAUACAAGUCACACUUCAAUGAAGGGCUCUAGCUCACCUUCACAAAUUACUGCAGUUAUUUCUAAUGAAGAAAUCCCAACCUGCUUUUACAAGACCUUGACCUUUUCCGUGACCUUAGACGAGCCAUCAUCAUUCAUGUCAUUUAUCUCCAUCACGCCUCCCCCUCACAGCUUUAACUUCUCCAAAUCGUUGAGUGACCUUGUAGCCUAUAAAUCAGAUGGAGAUCAAACGUUAACAUGCUAUUUUAUUUUCCGAGGCGAAAAUUACCUGUGGCGUUUGUUAGAGUUACAGAUAGCUUUUCACCCGACAUCAAAUCUACUACCAAAAUGGGUCGACAUUAUCGAAAAGUACUUAUCGAAGUACUUCAGACCGAAAAGCCUACUGUUUGUAAUCAAUCCAAAGGCUGGAAAUAAUUCGGCCAAAAAGCAUUUUGCUCUCGAAAUUGAGCCCAUUUUGAGGAAAUUGAACAUAAAAUACGAAGUUCACUACACGAAAUGCCGAGGAGACGCCACUGAAGUUGGUCGGGGAAUUUCGGAAUCGGAUCUAGACGGGAUUGUGUCAUUGAGCGGCGACGGAACAUUCAACGAGCUCGUGCUCGGGAUCUUGAGCUCGGAAAACAACACGCAGAUUGUCCCGAACAGCAUACCGGUGGCAGCUAUUCCUUGUGGAACGGCCAACACUUUUUCAUACUCAAUGCACGGAACGGACGAUAAGGAGACAGCUUUACUUCACAUUCUAAUCGGCGACAUCAAAAAAGUUGACAUCAUGUCUGUCAAAAACAUAAACGAGAAGCUUCUGGGCGUCUCGCUAACAAUGAUAGCUUUCGGAUUCUUCGCCGAUGCGAUACGAGACGGCGAGGGCUACAAAAAAUGGUUGCCGGGAACACUGGCUUACUCAGCCGCGUUUAUGAAAUACAUCAUGAAAAUGAACAAGUAUAGAUGUUCAAUUGCACUCCAAAAAACUCAGUCAUAUCCGUACGAACCAAUCACAUGCAAACACGACUGCCCGACUUGCAACUCGGAUCCACCGGAAAACGAAGUGGAACGCGUAGAAAGUCACGAGCCGAAGAUAUUUGGAAUCCAGUUGCAUAAUCACACUAGUAAGUGCGAGAUGUCUCCGCGAGGCGCUUCCGCUUUCGGUUGUUUCGGCAACGGGUCAAUGGACUGUCACAUAAUGCGCGAUGUCACAAGGAGUGAAGUUGGCGAAAUGCUGAAAGAAGUCGGCAAGAAAGCCCACGAAAACCCAAAAGAUGAGUUCGAUUUUAUUGAAAACAUGCGUGUGAACAAAAUCCUUAUUUCCAAUUUUGGAAGUGAAUCCGAAACUGGUAAAAGUGGAUUCAUUUUGGACGGGGAAUUCAUCGAACAGGAACCAAUUGAAAUUCAAUGUCACCAGAAAGUUCUGACGUAUUUUGGACGUGGCCUAGAGCUGGAUUUUGGAACAGAAUCCGAACCUCUAUUGGACAAGCAGAUUCAGCAGUCUAGAAAUGUAUGCAGCAGCUGCAGCAUUCAGUAGCCCAGAAGAUUGAAGUUAUUUUGUACAAAAAUAGAUAUUGCAGAUCAACUUUGCCUCCAGAAAAUAACUCAGAACUCAAGCUUUGAUAUGAAUUUGUUAAAAAAUAAUUUCUUCUUCAUAGAUUUAAUUUACGGUCGGUCAGUACAGGAACGGCCUUUUCUUCAAACUUUACCCAAUAUUUGAAAUCAAACUUCAUCAAUAAAUAGAAACAAGUUCAACGCUUUAGAUCGGUAUUAAAAUAAAAGAGUUAGGGGUUGUCUGGUCAGUCUACGAAAAGUUCAUUAGCUGCUGGUACCCAUUGUCAACUAAAAUCUUGAAGACACUUAUCUUUCAAAAAAAUCAGAAUUUGAAUUACAGUAUAGCCGCAAAUUAGCAAAGAAAACGGGUAAAUUUAAUUACAGAUACAAUAAGAAAACAGAAAAGCUUUAAAAGUUGUUC
Symsagittifera roscoffensis is the source of this 2570-nucleotide messenger RNA. RefSeq names its product ceramide kinase-like. Gene Ontology annotation, biological process: phosphorylation; sphingolipid metabolic process. Lineage: Eukaryota; Metazoa; Xenacoelomorpha; Acoela; Convolutidae. Gene Ontology annotation, molecular function: lipid kinase activity. Bases 612 to 2132 code for a protein of 506 amino acids. The transcript has a single exon. The record is from RefSeq and is a predicted model, not a curated record.